CGCGAACGUGCUGCUGCCGAGACGGGCCGGUGAUUUGUUUUUCAUUAAAUAACGCACGGCUCGCCGAGCACCACUGAAAAUCGCGAGCCCGAUCGUGCCCUUGGCCGACGCGUUCAUAGGGUAUAUUGAGCGGACGGUCGAACUAGCUAACAAGUGUGGUGUACAGUACUUUGUCAAGAUACCAAUUUGCAUGUUUAGUGACAUAGCAACAAUAUUAACAUUAACCAACGUAAUAUUGAGAUGGAAAAGAGUGCUGAUGGCUUGUUUCGUGCUGAAAAAAAUAAUGGUGCUGAGGAAGCAGCCAUGGAUAUUGUAAAUGUUGAUGAGAGGGUGGCUAUUUUAGAUGCAGGUGCACAAUAUGGAAAAGUGAUAGACCGAAAAGUUCGUGAAUUAAAUGUUCAUAGUGAAAUUCUGCCACUUGAUACACCCGCAUUUACUUUACAAGAGAAAGGAUAUAAGGCUAUUAUCAUUUCUGGAGGCCCUAGUUCUGUAUAUGCUGAGGAUGCACCUAGGUAUGACGCUGACAUCUUUCGAAUAGGAAUUCCUGUGCUAGGUAUUUGUUAUGGGAUGCAGAUGUUAAACAAAGAAUUCGGCGGUACCAUAACCAAGAGAGAAGCUCGAGAGGAUGGCCAAUAUCCCAUUGAAGUUGAUACCAAGUGCCUGUUAUUUAAGGGCUUGGAUAAGGAUCAAAUGGCAUUGCUAACACAUGGAGAUAGCAUAGACAGGGUGGCUGAAUUUUUUCGUACUACUGCCAGAUCGUCAAGCUUCGUAGUGGGUAUAGCAAGCGAUAAAAUGAAUCUGUACGGGGUGCAAUUCCAUCCGGAAGUAGAUUUGACACCCAACGGAAAAACAAUGCUACAAAACUUUUUAUUUGGUAUCGCUGGCCUUACGGGUAAUUAUACGCUCCGCGAUCGGGAAACGCAAUGUAUCCAAUACAUCAGGAAUACUGUAGGCGACAAAAAGGUUUUGUUACUGGUAAGCGGUGGGGUGGAUUCGACGGUAUGCGCAGCAUUGUUACAUAAAGCUUUAAACAAAGAACAAGUUAUAGCUCUACAUAUUAACAACGGCUUCAUGCGCAAGGGAGAAACACAAGCGGUGGAACAAAGUUUAGCACAACUAGGCGUUAAGCUGAAAGUAGUGAAUGCUGGUCGUUGCUUCAUGCAAGGCACGACGACUGUCCCUCUGGAUAACAUCGGAUCCAUGAUGAACGCUAAUGUAACCAACAAUAAAGGGAUAUGUGGUACGGCGAGUAGCCCGCGCACUAGAUUAACGAAGAUGUUGUGCGAGGCCACCAAUCCGGAGGAGAAACGGAAGAUUAUAGGGGAUGUUUUUGUAAGAGUUGCAAACGAGACAAUGGCGGAAAUUGGCUUGAAGCCAGAAGAUGUUUUUUUGGGACAAGGCACUCUGAGGCCUGAUCUCAUAGAAAGUGCAAGCGCCUUAGUCAGUGGUAAAGCAGACGUCAUAAAGACACACCAUAACGACAGCGAACUCGUGCGAAUACUACGAGCGCAAGGACACGUGGUCGAACCGCUGAAAGAUUUUCAUAAAGACGAAGUGAGACAGUUGGGGUGUGAUCUCGGUUUGCCAACGUCACUCGUCGCACGUCAUCCAUUCCCCGGUCCUGGACUUGCAAUACGAAUUCUUUGCGCGGACGAGCCCUAUAUAGAGAAAGAUUUCUCCGAGACGCAGGUCAUAGUGAAAAUAAUGGCGGAGUACGAACAGAUGCUGCAGAAGAAACACGCCUUACUGAAUCGCGUGGAAGGUGCUACCAGCGAGGUCGAGCGUCAACAUCUCCGCAGAGUCUCCAGUCAUCGUCAUAUCGCGGCGACUCUCUUGCCUAUUCGCAGCGUAGGAGUUCAGGGCGACCGAAGAAGCUACAGCUAUGUGGUAGGUCUAUCGUGCGAGGAGAUUGUAUCCGAAGGGGUGGAUUGGGAGGACAUGUUGUUCCUCGCGAAGCUGAUUCCGCGUGUGUGUCACAACGUGAAUCGCGUGUGUUACAUCUUCGGGCCGCAGCUCCAUCAUCCAAUCCAGGACAUCACGCCUACGUAUCUCACUUCGAACGUGAUAGCGACUCUGCGGCAGGCAGACCACUUAGCCAAUCAAGUGUUUGCCGCGAACGGUUGUAUGGACGCCAUCAGCCAGAUGCCGGUUGUUUUAAUUCCCGUACACUUUGACCGCGACGCGGCAUGUCGAACGCUGUCAUGUCAACGUUCCAUUGUGCUUAGGCCAUUCUGUACUAAUGAUUUCAUGACUGGGACACCCGCCAUCCCUGGGAAGGAUUUACCAAUACAUGUGGUGAAGAAAGUGGUAACUGAGAUAUCCACGGUGCCCGGAAUCUCACGCGUUUUGUACGACUUGACGUCUAAACCUCCGGGGACCACCGAAUGGGAGUAAUGAACGCUUAUC
This is a messenger RNA of Dinoponera quadriceps, 2406 nucleotides long. RefSeq names its product GMP synthase [glutamine-hydrolyzing] (gene bur). Bases 241 to 2394 code for a protein of 717 amino acids. Gene Ontology annotation, biological process: GMP biosynthetic process. The record is from RefSeq and is a predicted model, not a curated record. Lineage: Eukaryota; Metazoa; Arthropoda; Insecta; Hymenoptera; Formicidae. The transcript is spliced from 9 exons. Gene Ontology annotation, molecular function: GMP synthase (glutamine-hydrolyzing) activity; ATP binding; GMP synthase activity. Gene Ontology annotation, cellular component: cytosol.